AGGGACGACGGAUGUAAAGAUUUUAUUUGUUUUUUGUUUUUUUCAUUUUCCCUCUUUCAGGAAACUGGUCUGUUCCAAUUUACAUUAUUUCCUUCUAUGGUUAAAGAACAGCAGCGCAAAAUCAUCGCCGUCGAUUUGGAUCAAACGUUGGCUCGUACGUUGGAGGCGCUUGCAGAAUGGCAUAAUGCUGUGUACGACACAGACCUUUCUGUGCACGACUUUCAUACUUACGACUUUUCUCAAGUUUGGGGCGGAUCCAAGGAAGAGCAAUACGACAAGAUUCGGAAAUUCUAUGAAUCCGAUCAGUUCCAUCGCAUUCUGCCCAUUGACGAUUUCGCUUUGGAAGCCCUGAAAAUGCUAAAAAGGCGCCGCUUUCAGCUUAUUAUUGUUACUUCACGUCAACAAUUUAUUGCGGAACAAACAAAAAAGUUUGUCGAUCGUCACUAUCCGGGUCUAUUUGAAAGCAUCUAUUUUUGUAAUUCCGAAUUGACGGUGGCGGAACAAGUGGAGUACAUAUCGAAGCCGAAAUCGGCUAUUUGUCAAGAAGUCGGUGUGGAUGUGCUGAUUGACGAUUCAUUGGAACAUGCACUGGAUUGCGCGUCGUUGGGUAUUGAGGUGUUGUUGUACGAUCGGAAAGGCGAAUAUCGGUGGAAUCACCCCACGGUGACCAAACCGUCUGGAAGACCGACACUGACUUCCACAUCGCGUCACCUGUACCACAAACCUAUUACAGCUUUACCUGCCAAUGUGAAACGAGUGACAAGUUGGAAACAGAUCAUUGAAUUGUUUCCUAAACCCACGAGCCCUUUACGCCAUUGCUCGUAUCCAGAAGAUUUUCAAGCGGAGGAAAAUGAAAAGGACAGCGCCGAUGAAGAUGAGGAUAUGGGCAAGGGAAGAGAAAUACUCCUGGAUCACCGCAUGACGUCUGGCAUGAAUCAACGCUGCUACACCUAUGAAACAAUAGAAUUAGACGAGUUGACAGACGAAGAUGAUGCGGAAGAAGACCAUGAUAUGGAAAGGGAGGAUUACAUCAACAGUAAGAAACGAUAUGAUGAUGAUGCCUCUUGGUCCAAUGACUCCAUGGUUUGGGUAUAAUUGAUCGAUAAUCUUGUACAGUUACUUUAAGCAUUCUUUCAUUUUUUUAUACCCAUUUGUACAUCUCUUUCUUUUUCAGCAUCCACAUAAAAACCGCACUGUUCGUGUUACCACGGUUAGAGUUUUUUUUUUUU
Radiomyces spectabilis is the source of this 1229-nucleotide messenger RNA. RefSeq lists its product as uncharacterized. The record is from RefSeq and is a predicted model, not a curated record. NCBI's taxonomy places the organism in Eukaryota, Fungi, Mucoromycota, Mucoromycetes, Mucorales, Radiomycetaceae. Gene Ontology annotation, molecular function: 5'-nucleotidase activity. Gene Ontology annotation, biological process: deoxyribonucleotide catabolic process. The coding region runs from base 97 to 1095 and encodes 332 amino acids. The transcript is spliced from 2 exons.